CAAACUGUGAGCGACAAGGUGGGUACACUGGCAAGCUAUGGUACUUACGACCGAUCGUUGGGGGCGCGUCGAUCGUGACAUCCAUAUAUGAUUAGGUUGCGGCCCUACCAGGAGGCUUGCUUGGAGGCAUGUCGGGCUGCACUCGCAGCUGGUAGGCGUCGCAUUGGCGUGUCGUUGCCCACUGGCGCUGGGAAGACGACGGUGUUCCUCACUCUCCUCUCACGAAUUGCCCCGCCAGAACAGUCCCCCUCCGCCGCCAAGUCCCUCAUCAUUGUCAACAGCAUCGAGCUCGCUCGCCAGGCAGCUGUCCAGGCAGCACGUUUGUUCCCCGAUUGGCGAGUAGAAAUUGAACAGGGUGCCAAACACAGAGCAUCGGGAUUGGCAGACGUCACCGUCGCGACCAUUCAGACACUCCUCCAGCCGCAGCGGUUAGAAAAGUUUCGACCGGAAACUCUCAAGGCCAUCGUCGUCGACGAAGCCCACCAUGCCGCUGCCCUCUCUUAUCGUCGGAUAUUGUCCCAUUUUGACAUGGCCAUCAAGAACCCUGGGGGAACGUUCCCGAAGUCUAUUCCGCCACACCCAAUCCCGGUCAUUGGCUUUUCAGCUACAUUCAGUCGCCACGACGGACUUGCUCUCGGCUCGGUUUUUCAAGAGAUUGUGUAUCACCAUGACUUCCUGCAGAUGAUCAAGGAACAGUGGCUCUGCGACGUCAGGUUCACCACCGUACAUGCGAACAUCGACUUGCGAGAUGUAACUAUCAACACGAAGACUGGUGACUUUAAUGCAUCUAGUCUCGCCCAUGUGGUCAGCACAGACACAGUCAACAACCUGGUCGUGCGAGUAUGGAUGGAUCGUGCAGGGGACCGCAAAUCCACCCUAGUUUUCUGCGUUAACCGUGAUCACGUUCGGCGCCUAACACAGACCUUUCGAGAUUUCGGGAUUGAAGCUCAUUACGUCCAUGCAGGCACGCCGCCCCAAGAGCGACAAGCCUUGAUCACAGAUUUCAAAGCUGGCCUAUACCCUGUCCUCAUUAAUUGUGCAAUCCUCACAGAGGGCGCGGAUAUCCCUAACAUAGAUUGCGUGGUCAUCGCACGUCCGACUCGUUCACGGAAUCUCUUUGCUCAGAUGAUCGGCAGAGGUUUGAGACAAUCUCCCACGACUGGCAAAGUCGAUUGUCGCAUCAUUGACUUCAUCGAUACCAGGAACCGUAUCCCAGGGGUGUUCUCAACACCGACGUUGUUUGGUCUCGACCCUGCAGAAGUCAUAGAUGAUAAAAGUCUCAGUGAAUUGGAAGCUAGCACCAAAUCCUCCAGUACCAGCGAUGCCAUCAUCGAAUCGAGCAGUAUCAACACCGAGCUACCUGAUCCAAAGUCUGUAACUUAUAUCGACUACGAGGAUCCUUUUGCAUUUGUGGACAAUUUCUCUGGGGCGCCCCACGUCUUGAAAUUGACUUCCAAUGCGUGGGUAGGGUGUGGAGGUGAUGUCUACGUCCUGGAAUGUCUCGGCAGGGGAUACGUACGCAUAGAACCUUUCGUCGCAGAAGGGGACCCUGCUCGAUAUCGAGCAACGUUCACGGAGGCGACUAUGGAUGGAUCCUCUGCAAGAGCUAUGAAGCUAUCACCAUACAUGCGAAAGAGGGUCAUCAUGACAUCGGAUUCUCUGAGUAACAUUUUCAAGGGUUGUGACACGUACGUAGCCCGGAAAGUGCUACCGGGCGGUCAGAGUAUCAGUCUGCUUCGGACCGCGCCAUGGCGCAAGGCGCCCGCAUCACCGAGUCAGAAGACAGUAAUCCUCAAGAGAUGGGGGAAAUGUCGCGAUGAUACCAUACAAAAACUCGAAACUCUCUCUAAAGGGGAGGCAGCAAAUAUAAUCACCAGAUUACGCCACGGUGCUCAGGCAUACUAUGAAAAGAAAGCUAAGGAGGCGCGCAAGCAGUCUCUCAUCGCAGAGAAGGAGGACGAGCGGAAGAAGCGCGAGCUCGUUCGAGUGGGACCCCUCUGAGUACAUUACACGUUUG
Pisolithus orientalis is the source of this 2017-nucleotide messenger RNA. Its product is annotated as P-loop containing nucleoside triphosphate hydrolase protein. NCBI's taxonomy places the organism in Eukaryota, Fungi, Basidiomycota, Agaricomycetes, Boletales, Pisolithaceae. The coding region runs from base 88 to 2001 and encodes 637 amino acids. Gene Ontology annotation, molecular function: DNA binding; ATP binding; hydrolase activity. The transcript is spliced from 11 exons. The record is from RefSeq and is a predicted model, not a curated record.